CGCACGGUAUCCCGCCCCCUUACAACACCCCCAGCAUACAAAAUGACUUAACGUCUUUGCUUUGGUUGUUUUGCUGUGUUGUAACGUCGGACUUCAAGUUCACUGGAGAGAUAUAGGGGUUAAAAUCAGAGUAGUUCGUGGUUGAAGGCUUAAUUUCUUUUUUGCCUAGUCUCUAGGCCAGUGUAAUAUCAGCUACUUGGUCUGGGUUUCAGGUUCGAUUUCUCGUUAAGUUUCUACCCGAUAGGGAAACUAAAGUGACAUUUAGCUUCCUUUUACGUUAUUUCAUUCGUCCUAAACAGCAAUGGCAUUGCCGGAUUUUAAUUUCUUGCUUGCGACGGAUUCUUACAAGAUCACACACUACAAACAAUAUCCUCCAAAUGUCAACAAAAUCUACUCCUACUUUGAAUGCCGAUGCAGGAAAGGUUCCCAGUUUAGUGAAGUGGUGUUCUUUGGUCUUCAGUAUCUGCUGAAAAAAUACCUCACAGGCCCAGUGGUCACAGAAGGGAAGAUUCAGGAAGCUAAGCUCUUCUACCAGAUGCACUUCAAAGAGGCAGUGUUUGACGAAGAAGGAUGGAGGAAAGUCCUUGAGAAACAUGAUGGCCGUCUUCCUAUCCGGAUUAAAGCUGUCCCUGAGGGCAGGAUUAUACCGAGAGGCAACGUUCUCUUCACUGUAGAAAACACAGAUCCAAACUUCUACUGGCUCACCAACUACAUUGAGACCAUGCUGGUCCAGAUGUGGUACCCCAUCACAGUAGCAACCAUAUCCAGGGAGUUUAAGAAGACCCUGGCCAAGCAUCUGAAGGCCACCUCAGGAAGCCUGGAAGGCCUAGAUCUGAAACUGCAUGACUUUGGCUACAGAGGAGUCUCCUCACAGGAGUCUGCGGCAUUAGGUGGAGCAGCUCACCUGGUUAAUUUCUGCAGUACAGACACAGUAGCUGGUCUGGUGAUGGCUCAGCGAUACUAUAGCUGCCCCAUGGCUGGCUUCUCCAUACCAGCAGCAGAGCACAGUACCAUCAUUUCCUGGGGGAGGAGCAGGGAGAAGGAGGCAUUUGAGCGGGUCCUGGACCAGUUCUCCACAGGUCCCGUAUCAGUGGUCAGUGACAGCUAUGAUAUCUUUAAUGCCUGUAAACACAUCUGGGGAGACAAACUGAAGAAGCGAGUCAUGGAGCGCAGCCAGGACUCCUGUCUGGUCAUCCGGCCGGACUCUGGAGAUCCUGCAGAGACUCUUAUUGAGGUCAUAAAGAUUUUGGAGGAGUGUUUUGGCUGUUCUCUGAACUCUGCAGGAUACAAGGUGCUGCCUUCUUAUCUACGAAUUAUUCAAGGAGAUGGUAUUGACCUCAGCUCAGUGGAUGAGAUUCUUCAGAAGCUGAGUGAUGAAGGCUGGAGUGCUGAGAAUGUCUUCUUUGGCUGUGGCAGCGCUUUGCUUCAGAAACUCAAUAGAGAUACACUCAGCUGUGCCUUCAAGUGCAGUUAUGUGGAAACUAAUGGCAAGGGGAUGGAUGUGUACAAGCAGCCAGUGACCGACCCAUCCAAGGGGUCAAAGAGGGGCCGAUUAUCACUGAGGAGAAACUCUGAUGGUUUCUUAGAGACAAUAGAGAGAGGAGCAGGCAAGCCUGAGGAGGACCUGCUGGUGACUGUUUUUGAGAAUGGUAGCCUGGUGCAGGAGUACUCCCUGGAGGAAAUCAGGAAGAAUGCUCGCCUGCAAGAGGAAGAGCUGAACCCCACCCUACACAACCACGAACAAGAGCUGCUGCACAAUCACAUCAUCAACGGGAUUCAUUAGAUAACCACAAAGCUUCUCAUCCUGCCUGCGAUGAUUCAGUGUUUCACAGUGUGCACUGGAAUGAAGACUGCAAUAUUUUAGAAAGGCACCCAUCUACAUAUAAACUGAACAUGUUGGAGGGGAAUCAACAGUUUUUUCUCAUUAACAAGUCACCACCAGCACUUCUACCUCCACCCCACAUUACCACCACACCAUCCUGAGAAGCCAGUGUUUGGGGGUAGAUUAGCUUCUUUCACUUUCUCUUCUGGCCAAACACUCAGCCAGCCCACAGUACACUGUCCCUCUCCAUUGUCAUGGCCAUGACCAGAAGUAAAGCUCAGGGUCAAACAUGAUAAGCUAAGUUAGUUUUUAGUCUUUCAGUUUUUUAAUUUAAAGAGACACUUUCUGAAUAUGGGGUUGCUGCUGACUACUAGAACAAAAUUGGAGAGUUUUUCUUUAAAGCUAUUUUCAUUGCUAGUAAUGCAGUAUCUGUGCAGUUUCAGGCCAAAAAUGGCAAACUUCCAAAUAUUCAGAGCUUCCAUUAGAUUUCUGUUUUCUUAGCAUUCGUAUUAGAGUAACAGUUUGAAGCUGCAUUUUACACACAAAAUUGUAUUUGUAUUAUACCAAAAUACAAAUAGCAACAGUGUUAUUGAUUAUUGUAAUAAUGCUACAUCAUCAGGUUUUGGUUGUGCUGAAUGCUUGAUACAUAAUAUCUAAUUUAAAUCAGUGUCAGUCAGUGUCAGCUCCAUAGCCUUAUUGACUGCCAUAGGUUUGUUUUUCACAAUCAGAUUCAUAGUUACAAUACAGCCUUUAACAAAAAUUAGACACCAGGUUUCAGAUAUGAAGGAAACUGAAACCAUGUACAGUAUAUGCAUUUAGAUAUCACAACACUGACAUGGUACAAAAUUAUUAAAAUAGAUAAAGCUGUGCUGCCACAGUUGGGAAAAGAGCCUUAAUCAGUGAACCCAUACUUGUUUUUAUUCAUAAUUUGGUCCACUAAGCACACACUAUGCAGCUCCGAAGUAUUUGUUUAUUUUAUGAUGCAUUUUUAACUGAUGAAAUACUAAAGCAUCAGCAGCAUCAGCAAUCAGAGUGUAAACCACUGCCAAGGCAUCUUAGCUUUCCCAGAAUAUUAUUACACCUAAAAGCAAUAUUCCCAUGACAGUUUGCCCCUCAUAAUGUGCUUUCUGGACCAUGAAACUACUACUAGCACUUGGCAUCAGAUUGAUGUCAUAAUUAGUUUGAAAGUUAUCCAAGAAAAUCAGUAUUUCACUAAUGGCCAUUUAACUUCUGGAUGUAGCUCAGUAACUUCUGAAGAUAAGGAUUGUUCAUGGGCCAUACCCUACCUCUCCAAAAAUGUUAUUAAAAUUCAUUCAUAGCUUUUUGAGUUAUGCUGUGAACAGACCAACAAAUGCCAGUGAAUACAUAACCUCCUUGGUGGAGGUUAAUUAUUUAUCUGACACAGUAGCCUAUAUUAAGAAAUAUGGUCAGCAGGGCUCCAGACUGCAAGUGAUCAGUCACACUUUGCAAUCCAAUUUAUUUGAGGUGCAACUGCCUCUUUUCAAAGAUCGCACUGGGUACCAUCUGCUAAAUAAACGGGUUAUACAGUACAUGAGCAACUGUCCUAACAUCACUGUAGAAAUGCUGGACAGACAGACAUACCUGUGGCAAACAAACUAUCUCCAUAAUAUUGUCAUUGCAGCAUUUGUCUACGGAUCUUUGAUCCACACUGACUGAGAAAC
Molecule: messenger RNA, 3504 nt
Organism: Monopterus albus (swamp eel)
Lineage: Eukaryota; Metazoa; Chordata; Actinopteri; Synbranchiformes; Synbranchidae
Gene: nampt2
Product: nicotinamide phosphoribosyltransferase 2
Exons: 11
Coding region: 302-1783 (493 amino acids)
Biological process (GO): NAD+ biosynthetic process
Molecular function (GO): nicotinamide phosphoribosyltransferase activity
Source: RefSeq, a predicted model, not a curated record